AUGUCGGGUUACUGUGGGGGAAAUAACGCUCUGAUUUCUACCACUUCCAGGCGGGCUAAGCUUCGGCUGUAUUUGGAAGAGCUGAAGCAGCUUGUCCCUCUGGGGCCAGAUAGCACUAGACACACGACACUCAGCCUCCUGAAAAGGGCCAAGACACACAUUAAGAAAUUGGAAGAACAGGACCGGAAGGCUCUAAACAUAAAGGAACAGUUACAGCGAGAACAUCGAUACCUCAAGCGUAGAUUGGAGCAACUCUCCGUGCAGGGUCUGGAACGCAUCCGCACGGAUAGCCUGGGAUCAACCAUAUCCACCGAUUCUGAACAAGAGGUAGACAUUGAAGGCAUUGAAUUCACACCAGCCGAGAUGGACAGCAGCGGAAGCUACAGCGACACGGAAGACCAGUGCAGUUUGCAAGGCAGCUCCAGCGACACGGGCUACGCACCUUCCCACAGACUGAGCGCCCGGCUUGUGUAGCGUCCGAACGAACCACUCAACUCAGGACCUUUGGAUCGAAGCACUUAAGACAAAAAAGGAGAAAAAGCAAAAUGCCCACGUUUUGCCGAUGGCCACUCCUCCAGAGAUCCUCUGCCGCGACACUCCAGAAGGAGGUUUCUCUUCCAAGGUUCCCAAAACUAUGAAGAGAUGAUUGAAUAAAUGGUCAAUCAUGUUUUUCCCCCCACUGUAGUGUGAGAUGAGACACAGUUGUGGCUUCAGAUUCUAUCACAUAGGCUGCUGAUGGGGUGUGUGUGUGGGGGGAACAAUCCAUCAGAGCAUUAAACUUCAAACAGCUUAAUCACUUUGAUUUCCCCCCCCACCCCCACCCCUCAUCAGUUUGCUUUUAUAUGUCAACACUUAGGUGUACAGAGCAGAAUGGCGCGUAGAGAGAUCCGUGGCGCUCACCUUCUGGUGCCUCUCCCAGCGGUAGGAAGAGAAGCAGCAGCAAGUGGAGCCUCCUUUCUGCGUCUGCCGCUUCUUUGGAUCAGGGCCCCAAGCAGACGAAGGCUCGCAAGCCAGUGUGGGGAGUUACAUGCCUUUUAUAUUUAAUCAUUACAAAAAAAAAAAUCUUUGCUAGCCAAAGAUCGUUCGAAAGAGAUUCUUUCAACAUUUGAGAGAGACUAUUAAAAAAAAAGAAGUAUUUAAUUUGUACGUUCUCGAUAGAAUGCUAGCGCCAGUUCUGAUCAUGGCUUAAUUAACAUGCAAUCACCCCGGCUUUCUUCGUUUUUCAGCACUAGUUCUAGAAAGCUAGUCAUAUUAAGUUACGGGGGGUGGGGUGGGGUGGAUUUGCCCCCCCCCCCAAGUGUGAUUUAUUGUGGUAUGAGCUUUUUAAGGCACAAAACAACUGUCUCUCGUUUGGCGUCCGCAGCGAUUUUUAGUAUUCAUAUUUCCCCCCCCUCCUUUCUUUACAUACUUAGAGGAUGUAUUUAUAGUUAGCGUUCAGCUCUCAGGAACUUUAAUUUGUUUGUAUAUCUGCUGCCUUCUCAGACCGUGUCAUCUGCCCGUAGGCUUCCUCAUGGCAUAAGAAACCAGCCGUCUAGGCAGCCUAUCCACGUACAGGUGGGCUGUGCACCGGUCCUUAUUGAAUGCGGGGUGCCUGUGGUAGACAGUGAAUAUCUCCGUCAGGGUCCAUGCGUCAUGUGCGCAGAAAGUGUGAUGAGCCUUGACCAGGUCUGUUCCUUUUAACGUUCCAUACUCAAACAGUCACCUUCCCGUUCCCUUCUUAUUUAAGGGGAAACUGCCAGUUGAUGCACUGGUUGUCAUACAGUGAGUACUACAUGGCAGGGGUUUUGUCAGUGGAUUCAGAGUUCCUAGGAUCCCAGAGGUGGAUAACUUCAGUUUGGAAGGAAGGGGGACUUCCUGAGCGUUGUGUUUCCCUGUAUAUAGUUGCCAGCACAGUGAAUGGAAGGCAUGGGUUUAAGUAACUCUCAUUUCUUUUAGAACAAUCUUUAGGUCCAGUGGCACCUUAAAUUUUGUUGGUCUUUAAGGUGCUACCAGGCUGAAGUUUUAUUCCGCGACUACAGACGUAACACGGCUAGUCACCUAAAACAAUAUUCCUUUCAAGCAUUAUCGUUCUACUAUAGUGGCAAUUCAGUUCCUCACAGAAUGCUGUAAGAUCGCUGAUCUAUUUAGGAAUUCAUCAGGAUGUUUAAGACGUAUUUACCCCACUUGUAGCAAUACUGCAGAAGUAUAUUUUAAUACAGUUUAAGCUUAGCGAAGCCGUUAGACCUUUGCUUGCUGGUUUUUUUGCCUAAAAAAU
Gekko japonicus is the source of this 2254-nucleotide messenger RNA. It is a transcript of the gene MXD4, whose product is annotated as MAX dimerization protein 4. The coding region runs from base 1 to 474 and encodes 157 amino acids. The transcript is spliced from 3 exons. Gene Ontology annotation, biological process: regulation of transcription by RNA polymerase II. Lineage: Eukaryota; Metazoa; Chordata; Lepidosauria; Squamata; Gekkonidae. Gene Ontology annotation, molecular function: RNA polymerase II cis-regulatory region sequence-specific DNA binding; DNA-binding transcription factor activity, RNA polymerase II-specific; protein dimerization activity. The record is from RefSeq and is a predicted model, not a curated record.